AUGGAUGCAAAGGCGGGAGGAGUCAGUCCGAGGAUACGUACUCUAGUGGUUUGCAGCAGAUUUGCCAAUCGACAAAUUGAGGCUGGAAGUGAGCAAAUUUGGGCCCUCGGUGCAGAAAAGCAGGGUACACAGUCCAAUCAAGUUUCUCUGGUUUUGGUGAAAGUCAACCCUACGCUGGUAGUGUGGGAGUGGGAGGGAUGGGAUGAUUUGUUUCCACACCUCCCUAGUUUUGCUCUUCAGGAUCUGGGGUCUCGGCCUUUGGGCUUCAUCCCCUCACGAAAACGACAACGACGACAACAGCAACGUCAUCGUCAUCAUCAUCGUUCCAUUGUUUUUUCCAGACGUGAAAGACCGUUAGCUACGGUUGCGGUGACCGAAGGCCCUCAUUCAGGGGUCGACUUCGUCAUUCAGCCACCUCCACGUUCGCUGCUGCGUCUGUUGUCUCGUCGUGGCCGUCAAGGCUACCUCCUCUUGACUUGGACGACCCUCCUGCGCUCUCCAGUCGCCUCACCUCCAGUGGAUUCAACCGUCAGUGGGAGUCCGUUGAAUGUCAGGAGGAUGGAAAGCGAGCUCGCGUUCCAUUCUGGGGUCAGGGCUCCCAAGGCCAUAUCCGGUUUCCUGAGGCGCACAAUGCACAUCUAGUUUGGGACUACUCUAACCCACAACCUCCAAGCUGUGCUGGGCUGUUAUCGACUCCUUGCAGUGGUGUCAAUCAGGAAGCUUUGCGCUGAUGCGAGUGCACACCUUAUUUUUAGGAGUUGAUAAGAAGCAAGGAACACACUCGACGCACGGUUUGUGUUGGAUCCACCAGUCAGUGAGCAGAUGAACGACUUCGAGAUAUUUAUCGAAAGCUUUGACUCUCCAUCGGGACUAAGUGCUUCAUGGCGAUGAGGAUCAAGGUCAGCAUGAGUAGGAGCUAUUUCCCGUCCUGCCCAGGGCUGGACGACGGGUACUCGCUCGAGCUGCAAGCAGAAAAGACGAGACGCAUGUACAAAACCGGCAAACGUGAACGACACAAGAGGCGAGGUAGAUCAACGAACCCAGCGGGGGGCGGGGCGAGGGGGAUAGAGAUGCGUGAAAAGGUCAAGGGCCGGCUUCUAGAUUUGAGCCGGGAAUAGAAAAUAUAUGUUACCUCGGCUCAGGACAGGACGAUAAACUUGAGAUAUGCAGGAGCAAUGAGGUCAGGUCGAUCUGCUUCAACAUACGCUGUGAGUGAAUGCAGCUUUGCCGCAGAAGACUGUAAUUGAUGACAUGUAGACAAACGUGACGAAACUGUUGGGUGGUUCGUACAUAAAGCCAAGUGUAAGAUCUAUAAUGCUGUAUGUCAACAACGAACAGAGAUUUGCUCCAAUCAGGGGAUCCGGGACCUUGCUGAUGAAGAGGGUGUACACACGUCACAAGCUCAGCUGUGCAUUAUGAACCAUCAUAUCUUAGUGCGAGCACCCUGUGGACAAGAGCACAGCAGAGGGAGCGCUGCUGGUUAGCGAUGCGAAGCAUGAACUUUGUUCAUCGCUUGACGGGCUGGGCUGCACAUGAGGUGUAAAAGGUCCAGUAAGACAAAUACACGACACGACUUUUACUGUCUCCCUCCCGGCAGUUACACAAAACCUGAGCUCUUCCAGGGAAAUUAGGCGCCCGAGGCGAGUGAAUCAUAGAUCGUCAAGUCAACCUCACCUUGGGACCUUGCAGGUGCUACGACUGAUGACACUGGGCGAACACGUUUGCUGAGCGAACCGCUCCGCACUUCUUUUCAGCUGUCGCAUCCACCGCCAUCUUUUCGCUUCCAGACACAAUCGUCGGAUCAUGAGUCUAUUGGAUGAACAUGGCUCAUGCGCAGCCAGAGCUAGACGACAAGUGAACCAUGCAGAAAUCUCCUGCCUCAGUGAGGCAGCUGCAUCUGGGCUCUAGACAACGGACUUCUCAUCUGGACGAUCUUGCGGUCAGUUCUGACCACACCCUUUGACGAAAGCCUUCAAUUUCUUGAUAGUGUCAGAACCCACCCCGAGCCUUUGCACA
Molecule: messenger RNA, 2016 nt
Organism: Marchantia polymorpha subsp. ruderalis
Lineage: Eukaryota; Viridiplantae; Streptophyta; Marchantiopsida; Marchantiales; Marchantiaceae
Source: the annotation of a GenBank genome assembly